This is a messenger RNA of Chondrus crispus (carragheen), 276 nucleotides long. RefSeq lists its product as hypothetical. Gene Ontology annotation, cellular component: small ribosomal subunit; ribosome. Gene Ontology annotation, molecular function: structural constituent of ribosome. The coding region runs from base 1 to 276 and encodes 91 amino acids. Gene Ontology annotation, biological process: translation. The transcript has a single exon. The record is from RefSeq and is a predicted model, not a curated record. Lineage: Eukaryota; Rhodophyta; Florideophyceae; Gigartinales; Gigartinaceae.
AUGGUCGUCCGCAUCCGGCUCGCGCGGUGGGGCCAGCGCAACCGGCCGUUCUACCGGAUCGUGGCCGCGGACGCUCGCGCGCGGCGCGACGGCCGCUUCCUGGAGGUGCUGGGCGCGUACAACCCGCUGGCGGCGUCCGCGCCGGAGGCCAAGCACCACAUCAAGCGCGUCUGGCUCAACGUCGGGCGCAUCAACCACUGGAUCAGCGUGGGCGCCCAGCCGACCGACACGAGUACGUCUCCCUCGCGCGCGCCGCGCGCGCCGGCCGAGGGUUGA